AUGCGGGCGACUCCGGAAUUUAGCGCAGAGAGUGAUUCCCAGUGGUAUUACGACGUCGAGCGAUACCAGAAGACAGACAUUUUAGACUUCAAGGAUCAACUUCCAAAAGAAUCUCAGGCUGAUCUAGAGAAUGCGCCCUGGUCCUUUGGGGCCACCACAUCCGGUUUUAAAGCACUUCGUGACAAGUUCCUGAAGGUGUUCAACGAAGCAAAACAGAACGGCAUGUCCAACCUGGGUGCAUCAAAAGAAUACACAUGUUAUCGCGAAGAUAAAGCCGCGUUCCCGGACGCCAUAGCCUUUACAUUUGACGAAGUGCAGAGUGAAUUGAACAACUUUUGCAAGAACAAAGUCAACGACUACAUGCUUGCUGGCAAGCCUCUACAUCCGCGCAUCUUCCAAAUUGAUAAGGAAGUCGAGUUGUAUACACCACUCCCGGAUGGUACAAAGGAUCUAGUCUACUAUGUCUCCCCAGGCCCUGAUAGCUUCAUGACAGGGAAGAACUUAUCUUUAUAUUUCGAAGGAAUACAAUCUGACGAGAAAGCUUCGCAUUGCAUAGCAACAUACAACGACCUCAUUACACAUGUUGGUUGCUAA
Molecule: messenger RNA, 594 nt
Organism: Alternaria infectoria
Lineage: Eukaryota; Fungi; Ascomycota; Dothideomycetes; Pleosporales; Pleosporaceae
Exons: 2
Coding region: 1-594 (197 amino acids)
Source: RefSeq, a predicted model, not a curated record